This is a messenger RNA of Cladophialophora immunda, 2777 nucleotides long. RefSeq lists its product as uncharacterized. NCBI's taxonomy places the organism in Eukaryota, Fungi, Ascomycota, Eurotiomycetes, Chaetothyriales, Herpotrichiellaceae. The transcript has a single exon. The record is from RefSeq and is a predicted model, not a curated record. Bases 494 to 2158 code for a protein of 554 amino acids. Gene Ontology annotation, biological process: fungal-type cell wall polysaccharide metabolic process. Gene Ontology annotation, cellular component: fungal-type cell wall.
CUUACAACGGCGGGGAACCUGCGGUCUACCAUCUACCAGGGUCACCGUCACACGAAAGACCACCAUGAAACGUGCCAACCCAUUUUGCUGUCCUAUUCACAAUCGUCCCUCAACCCCUUCCUCCACGUUCUCCAUCCACCCCUCUGCUGGCAGAGGUAUAACUCUGAGGUUCUUGUCGUUUCAUUUGCGUCUCCUUCCUUCUUCCUUCUACCCAGCUUUCGUCCCGUCAUUGCAGGCUCCCUGACACGUUUGUGCGACACAUUGCACUUCGUCUUUCUUUCAGCAAGGCUAGUCCUUCGUUCUAUCAUUCGCCAGCGGCAGAGCUACGCUCGCGGUCACUCUUUCACCCAACCAGGUCCUUCAUUGAUUGAAUCGACUACCAGAUCCCCCAGGCGGGCCGCUCAUACAAUCCGUAUACGAUACCUCAAAUCCCUUUCUGCAAGACUACCCGUUAAGCGCUAUCUCCAUCGCAAGCUUACUCAUCUGAUCCAACAUGGUUGCCACGCUCUUCUCUGUGGCAUUGUUCGCCUCAGCCGUUUUGGCUCAUCCUAAACGACACGAACGAUUCCACUUCGGUACAGGCAGUGGCACCGGGGGUGGCUGGGCUAUGCCAACUGGUGGUAUAUUCCCCAUGAAUGGCACAGCGCACACCAAGGGCUCAGACUCCGGUGCCUCCUCGGUGGAGUCCCCAUCUUCUAUUGUGGCUACAGCCACAGCUGUCAGGACUGUCACUGUCCAGCCCAUCCCGCUUGAGUCGACUUCUCCCGAUACGGCUACUGGCUUCUCCAGCGCGCCAGAGGUUGCGGCAGUCGCUUCCAAUACCGGCUUCGCGAACACAGAUGUUGCUGCAACUGUUGCUGCAACUGUUGCUGCAACCGAUGUUGCAACCGAUGUUGCCAUGUCAUCGUGCUAUGUCUUGACUUCGACCAUCACCGCCACUUCUGUUCAGUACGUCACGGUCACAGCAACUGCUGGCGUUGGCGGAUCUGAAGACUCAGGCGAGAACUUUGGCACUCCUUCGAGCUCCGCAGUAUCUAUUCCCUCGGGAGGUGCCGGUCAAUUCUUCGGUGCUUCGUCGAGCUCCACCUCUGCGUCGGUACAAUCUGAAGGUCCUGGCGGGUUCUAUGGUGCUCCCUCAAGCUCAACCCUGACUUCAUCGACUACAUCUGGACUAAGUGGUCUGUCUCCCUCGAGCUCAAUCAGCCUCGUCGCUGGUACUCCCACCGCCGGCGAAUUUUUCCCCAAUCCAGGAAAGGGUACAAACACCCCGUCCAUUGGUGGUGGCCCUUCGCUAUCUGCUCCAUCAUUUGCUCCUUCAUCCUCGCCAAUGGUCGUCCCAACGACCUUCGCCACUGUGACAGGAAGCUCACCCGCUUCAAGCUCGGCAGCUAGUGCCUCUUCCGCAUCAUCGCCCUCAUCAAGCCCAAGCUCUUCUCCUAGCACAGGAUCGUCGGGCAAGAAGGGUCUUUCGUACAACGAUGCCUCUUUGACCGACGCCUUCGCGGGCAAGGGCGUGAGCUGGGCCUACAACUGGGCUGCUUCGCCAGAUGGCACGAUCGUCUCGGGUGCUGAAUAUGUCCCCCUUCUUUGGGGCCAAGAUUCCAUCUCGGGUUGGUCCAGCGCUGUUCAGUCUGCCAUUGCCAGCGGAUCCAAGCAUGCCUUGGCUUUCAACGAACCUGAUCUUAGCUCCCAAUCAAACAUUGAUCCUGCAACGGCUGCCCAGCUGUACAUCGAUAACAUGAACCCACUCUCCGGUCAAGUUCAGCUUGGGUCGCCCGCCAUCACCAACGGCGCAGGAACCAGCCCCCUCAUGGGCAUCGAUUGGCUCAACGCCUUCUUCGAGGCAUGCAAUGGCCAAUGCAAGGUCGACUUUGUCGCGUUUCACUGGUACGAUUCAGCUAGCAACAUGGGAUAUUUCCAGAGUCACGUCCAGGAUGUCAUCACUGCUGCCAAGGCCAAUGGCGUCAGCAAAGUCUGGCUCACUGAGUUCGGUGCCAGCGGCGACGACAGUGACGUUGCCAACUUCCUCACCCAAGCCAUGGCAUUCCUCGACUCGACCGAAGAAGUUGAUAGGUACGCGUACUUCAUGUGCUCCGACGGCAUCCUCGUCGAUGGCAGUUCGAUCUCAUCGCCUGUCGGCUCCGCCUACGCGGGCUAGGAGACGUGAAACCCGCUAUCCUUUCUGAACCACUCGGCGUGCCUGACUUUACAAGCAUUUCACACGCCGGUUGGGAGACUUUACAUUAUAACUUCUAUGUACUAUAUUUUGACAGCAAGAGAAAGGAAACCUUUUGAGACCAAUUUCAACUUAGCGAACGGAAACUAGCAUUUUUCUUUUGGGUUCAGGAUUUUUCGGUGGACAAAAACCCCGAGAAUAUCCUUCUUGCAGGUCUGGAAAUGGGAUCACAGAAACAUUUUGACUAGGAUCACACAUCAUCACCAUCAUCAUCAUGGGUUGGAUAUUUUGUCUGGGAAACAGCAAAAGCAAAGAAAGCCGUUUUAUCGUCUUGUUUUUCCCCGAUAGAAAUCGAAAGAUCUGACUACAUUUGUCACACCUCAUGACGACGGACUCUUUUAACGGCUUUAACGAAGAGCGAAUCAAAUCAGAAUCAUAUCAAGUGCAUGAAACCAGUUAUUAAAGCAUAUGUUUGACAGGUCAAUCUCGUGCGAUUCUGUUCUGUCAUUUGACGCCUCCGAUCCAUCUCACCACUCGUUAUUCUAUGUCGUGAAACUACCUCCUUAAAUACCGUGCCUAGGACCCGUCAGAGGCAGGCAGG